Molecule: messenger RNA, 330 nt
Organism: Paramecium primaurelia
Lineage: Eukaryota; Ciliophora; Oligohymenophorea; Peniculida; Parameciidae
Source: the annotation of a GenBank genome assembly
AUGCUAAAAAUAGCUAAUUAGAGGCUGGUAAUAAGGGGUUUAUAUUAUUUUAGAAGUUAAGAGAUGACUAGUAUUUUGAUGGAUGGAAUAAGAUUAAUAGAGAAAAUGAAUGAUUUUAUUUUGAAUAAGCUAGAGAAAAUUAACAGUCCAACUUUGAACCUACAUUACUAUUAUAAGAGAAUAGAAUAUUAGAGGUGCAAUUCAAAUCUUUAUAAGGAAGAUAAAUUUAAUUAUAAUUAACUUAUGAGUUAGAAUUGAGAAGAUGAAAUGCCAGAAACACAAGAUUAUUUCAACAAUUUUUGAUGCUAAGAUCAGAGUCAAAGAGAAGGC